Crotalus tigris (Tiger rattlesnake) is the source of this 3395-nucleotide messenger RNA. It is a transcript of the gene SKOR1, whose product is annotated as SKI family transcriptional corepressor 1. Gene Ontology annotation, cellular component: transcription regulator complex; nucleus. Gene Ontology annotation, molecular function: RNA polymerase II cis-regulatory region sequence-specific DNA binding; DNA-binding transcription factor activity, RNA polymerase II-specific; SMAD binding. Gene Ontology annotation, biological process: negative regulation of transcription by RNA polymerase II; negative regulation of BMP signaling pathway. NCBI's taxonomy places the organism in Eukaryota, Metazoa, Chordata, Lepidosauria, Squamata, Viperidae. The coding region runs from base 155 to 2764 and encodes 869 amino acids. The record is from RefSeq and is a predicted model, not a curated record. The transcript has 9 exons.
GGGCGGGAGACCGCCAGGAAGAAGCUCCAUGAAAGUCGCCGCCGCCGCCGCGGCCGGAACCUUCGUCGUCGCGCCUCUGCAGGGGCCGCCUGUGGAUCUGGCUGAGUGAGACGCCCCCGCCACCCCCGCCGGGGUCCGGCCGCCCGCGGCAGAGAUGGAGCCUCUGGCCGCCGCCAGUCAGCUGGGAGCGGGGCGCGAAUCUGGCUCCUCCUCCUCCUCGUCGUCCUCAGCUUCGUCCUCUUCCUCGUCCUCCCCUCACUCCAAGCAGGAGCUGCAGCCCUACGCCGGCCCCAGCCCUCUGAAGCCCAACCAGGUCGGGGAGACCUCGCUCUACGGCGUCCCCAUCGUCUCGCUGGUCAUCGACGGGCAGGAGCGCCUCUGCCUGGCGCAGAUCUCCAACACGCUGCUCAAGAACUACAGCUACAAUGAGAUCCACACCCGUCGGGUGGCGCUGGGCAUCACCUGCGUGCAGUGCACGCCGGUGCAGCUGGAGAUCCUGCGCCGGGCCGGCGCCAUGCCCAUCUCCUCGCGCCGCUGCGGCAUGAUCACCAAGCGCGAGGCCGAGCGGCUCUGCAAGUCCUUCCUGGGCGAGCACAAGCCGCCCAAGCUGCCCGAGAACUUCGCCUUCGACGUGGUGCACGAGUGCGCGUGGGGCUCCCGCGGCAGCUUUAUCCCCGCGCGCUACAACAGCUCGCGCGCCAAGUGCAUCAAGUGCAGCUACUGCAGCAUGUACUUCUCGCCCAACAAGUUCAUCUUCCACUCGCACCGCACGCCCGACGCCAAGUAUACGCAGCCCGACGCCGCCAACUUCAACUCCUGGCGCCGCCACCUCAAGCUCAGCGACAAGGGCGCCGCCGACGACCUCAGCCACGCCUGGGAGGACGUCAAGGCCAUGUUCAACGGCGGCACCCGCAAGCGGACCUUCUCCCUGCAGGGCGGCGGGGGCGGCUCCUCGGCGGCCAAGAGCGCGCUGCACCCGCCGCCGCCCGCCCCGGCUGACCUGGCCCCGGCGCACAAGAGCCUGCGCUGCAGCGGCGGGGCCGACGAGCCCGCCGGGACGGAGCGCGGAGGGCUGGGCUUGCCCGCGGGGGCUCACGGCCCGGCCGCGGCCGCCGUACGAAGCUACCCGGUCAUCCCGGUGCCCAGCAAAGGCUUCGGGAUGCUGCAGAAGCUGCCCCCGCCGCUCUUCCCGCCUCCCUACGGCUUCCCCGCCGCCGCCUUCGGCUUGUGCCCCAAGAAGCAGGAGGACCCCCUGGGCGGCGCCGGCGGCGACCCCAGCAAGGCGGCCGCCCUGACGCAGGGCCUGUUCUGGGGGCCGCCGCACCCGCACCCGCCGCCGCACCCGCCGCCGCACCCGCCGCCGCACCCGCCCCAGCCCCCCAGCGCUGCCGCCAAGGAGGGCGGCGUCUACCCCUCCUUCCCCAUGUUCUGGCCGGCCUCCGGGAGCCUCCCGGUGCCGCCCUACCCCGCUCAGAGCCAAGCCAAAGCGGCCGCCACCGCCGUGGUGGUGGCGGCCGCCGCCGCCGCCGCCGCCGCCGCCGCCGAACCGCUGGGACUGCGCGGCCACGUGGACCUGGAGGGCUCGGAGCCGUCCGGCAGCGAGCGGAGCAGCGCCACCCCGCAGGAGGGCGGCGGCGGCGGCGGCGAGGGCGAGCGCUGCCCCAGCGCCCUCUCCAGAGCCACGGCGGCCCUCGGGGAGGAGGAGCGCUCCGGCGACGAGGCCCUGCUGGCGCCCCUGCCGCUCCCCAGGAAGGGCAGCUACCUCUCGGCCUUCCGCCCGGUGGUGAAGGACGCCGAGAGCAUCGCCAAGCUCUACGGGACCAGGGAGGUCUACGCCGGCCCGCGGGGCUGCCCGGGCUACCUCUCCCCGGACUUCCUCAGCGAGGGCAGCUCCAGCUACCGCUCCCUCUCGCCCGGGAACGAGACGGCAGGCGAGCCGGAAGUGGACGUGGAGACGAACCGCUUUGCGGAGGACGACGACGACGACGAGGAGGAGGAGGAGGAGGAGGACGAGGCGCCCGGGGGAGACGCGCCGCCGCCGCCGCCGCCGCUGCUCUUGCCCGAGGCGGACGCGUCUCUUGCAGCAGCCCCGGGCGGAGGCCUGGCAACGGCGGAGAAGGCGGCGGAACCGGAGGAGAGUCCCUCGGAGAGAAGCAGCAGCCGGGCUGGCUACGAGGCCUACCCUUCAGGGAGAGACCACUGUCCGCAAGCGCUCAAAGCCGGCGUCUCCCUGGGCCCACCCCUCACUUCCUAUCCCUGCGCCCCAGAGAAAAACGACCCCGAAGACGGUCCCUCGGCCGCAGAGGAGCCGGAGGGCAGGAAAAGCUCGCCAAGGCAAAGAAGCGCCUCGCAGCCCAGCCCGACCCACGCCGAGAGAGGUGAGGAAGUGACCCUCCUCGACGUCACUGGGACUCAGCUGGCGGAGAAGGACCUGGGCGCUCUGGCAAGAGAUGAGCUGCAGAGACUCCUCCUGGAGCAGAUGGAUCUCAGGAAGAAAUUGGAACGGGAAUUCCAAAGCCUCAAAGACAACUUCCAGGACCAGAUGAAGCGGGAGCUGGCCUACCGGGAGGAGAUGGUGCAGCAGCUGCAGAUCGUGCGCGAUACCCUGUGCAACGAGCUCGACCAGGAACGGAAGGCCCGCUACGCCAUUCAGCAGAAGCUCAAAGAGGCCCACGACGCGCUGCACCACUUUUCCUGCAAGAUGCUGACUCCCCGCCACUGCGCGGGCAACUGCUCCUUCAAGCCCCCCUUGUUGCCCCAGUGAGGACCUCCGCCCCCCCCGGAGAUCCCCUGGACGGGGCGGGGCGCCAGCGGGGCUCGGGGCCUCUCCGAAUCCAGCAGAGACCCCGGAAGAGCGCCUUCGGAGUGACCGCUUCCCGGUCGUGUAAAUAGAAGUGGCGCCGGACCGGAUCGGGACCUUGAAGGCGAACAAGACUGCCGAAGGGCCGGGCCGGGCGGGUCUCUCUCCCCCCUUCCGCUUCCCCCGCCCGCUGCGCCCUCGUCGCCCCGCCCCGGCUCGGAGCUGGGGGUCGGGGGGGGGCUCGCUCCGGGCUCCUCUCCGAGGGGCGACGUGCAGGGGCUACCGGCGUAGCUGCGGUUCCCCUCCUUCCUCUCGCGCGCUCCAACCUCGGCCGCGUUGUUUUAAUCGAUUCCUUCCGGGCUCCGUUGGCGGCGCCCGGUCCCCCCCCCCAAACGGUUGAUGCAGCACAGCACUUUAAAGGCGGGGCGGCCGCGGGCCCCAGCCGGCCUCGGGCCGCUCCCGAAGGGACCCCACGGGCUCAGCCCAGCCCUCGGAGCGGGGGGUCUCACCCCGAGAAAAUCCCAGCCUGCUGUCGGGUGGUUCAUGGACCCUCCCCGGUUUCGUUUCCUUUGAAUAAAAAGCGACUUUGAAAGAA